CGUGAGAAGAAGAAACCCGCACGUUCCUUUUUGGGCCUCGUCGGCCGCCGUCAAGUCUCGAAGGAAACAUGGACGGGUCCCCUCCGUCAUACUGCACUCUGUGGGAUACAAAGAAGCAGUCCAGGUUCCUUUGCUACACACGACGAGAACACGGAACAUGGAACGUCUGUUUGACAGAUGCAGCCGAUGUUUGGAGCACAGAAGACACGGAGGACACAUGGAACCAGUGUAGACAGAGAUUUGCCUUGAACUCUCCAGAGGAUUAUAUUCUAAAACUCAGGUCGGCCUGUGGAAGAGGGGAAGGGUCUGUUGUGGUGCGUGACACCAGUGCAGAGCUCCACGUGAGCUCCGGUCCCGGUGAGCAGAGCGUGACCCUCUCCAGACUGGAAGGCCCACAGGCUGCAAAGGAGCUGAAGGAGCUGCUGUUCAGGAUGGCUGACCGCCUCACCCAGCCUGAAGGUGGAUCUCCUUCUGUCAGUCCAGUGAGAAAUCCCCAAAGGCGGCCCACAGAGUUUGAACCCCAGCAGCAGCAGAGCUGUGCUCCAUCGCUGGCGAUGAAGAAACGACUUCCAGGGGCUUCUCUCAUUAACCCAGGAGCUAAAAGAACGCGCCAAGCGACUGGCGUGGCCUUUGAUGACGAAGACUGACCCUUCAGACAGGCUCUCACGUUGCUGCACACCCAAAGAUGAAUGUGCUUUUAAUCCACUAACGCAACAGCAUGACGCUUUUUUAAAUCACUGCAUUUAUGUGUCUACCUUUUUUUUGAAUGGUAUUUUAAUCUGUGAAAAUGAAAUAAAGAAUAAGUUGCACGAAA
Molecule: messenger RNA, 814 nt
Organism: Cyclopterus lumpus (lumpfish)
Lineage: Eukaryota; Metazoa; Chordata; Actinopteri; Perciformes; Cyclopteridae
Gene: paxx
Product: PAXX non-homologous end joining factor
Exons: 7
Coding region: 69-647 (192 amino acids)
Biological process (GO): double-strand break repair via nonhomologous end joining
Cellular component (GO): site of double-strand break; nucleus; nonhomologous end joining complex
Molecular function (GO): molecular adaptor activity
Source: RefSeq, a predicted model, not a curated record